Messenger RNA from Paramecium octaurelia, 693 nucleotides. The record is from the annotation of a GenBank genome assembly. NCBI's taxonomy places the organism in Eukaryota, Ciliophora, Oligohymenophorea, Peniculida, Parameciidae.
AUGAAUUCUUCUUUGCCAGAAGAUGAGCAAGAUUUGGAAUAUUUUAAAUUAAAUUAAAGAUUCCUUCUAAAAGGAAAUUGCAAUUUGAAUUACCAAAAUAGAGAAGCUAAAGUUAUAUCUACUAAUGGGGAAAUCAUCAGAAUGUAAGAACCUUAAUUAUUCACAAGCAUCAGAAGAAUCUAAAAAACUGGAUAAUAGAAAGCCAUUUGGUAGGGUGAAACUUUAAAUACCGUUGGAGGUUAGUAUAUAAAGAUUAGAUAAAUAUUCCAUACUUUUAAGAAAAUUGAAAUAAUUGUAGGGAAAGGGUUAUUCAAAAAUGACAAUAAGUAUUAACCAUUAAUAUAUAUUUAUUAAAGCCCAAUUAUUCUAAGUCAAUAAUUAUAAAUAGCUUCUUUUAAUCUUGAUAAAUAUAAUAAUACUAAAUGCUAAUGGUUUCUAAUUCUGAGUGAUCUGAAUGCGUUUCAUUAAGCUUUUGUUACAAUAUUAGGAUGCAUUUUACAAUUAGAAUUAAGACACAAGCCUAUUAUUGAUUAAUUUUCAUGUUAUUUGUAUAUGUAUUUAAAGAUCUCCACUUUUAUUCAAUAAUUAUAAAACAAUACUAUAAAAUACCAACUAAUGAAGGAAACCAGAAAUUUAAAUUUAUUGAUUCUCUCAAUAUAUAUUUUUGAAGCAUUGAAUCAAGAAUACAUCUGA